Molecule: messenger RNA, 4563 nt
Organism: Scleropages formosus (Asian bonytongue)
Lineage: Eukaryota; Metazoa; Chordata; Actinopteri; Osteoglossiformes; Osteoglossidae
Gene: adamts3
Product: ADAM metallopeptidase with thrombospondin type 1 motif, 3
Exons: 22
Coding region: 32-3604 (1190 amino acids)
Biological process (GO): proteolysis; extracellular matrix organization
Cellular component (GO): extracellular matrix
Molecular function (GO): metalloendopeptidase activity
Source: RefSeq, a predicted model, not a curated record
UUUUGUAGCGAGCGGCUACGCGGGGCUCGCGAUGGGGCUCCUGUCACACAGGUUGCUGCUCCUGGUGGCGCUGCUGCUGCUGCUCCUGGCCGCUCUGACUUCAGCCAACAAGGCUCGUGAAGUAGAUAGAGAAGGUUUCUUGAAGAAAAGACUGAAAGAAUACGGACUCGUUACACCCAUCAGCACAGAUUCAGAGGGACACUUUCUGUCACACCUGCUCUCGGCAAACCACAAGCAGCGGGUGCGGAGAGAUGUUUCCUUGGGAUUCCAGCUGAAGAAUGAGCAGCUGUUUUUCAACAUCACGGCAUUUGGAAGGGAGUUUCACCUCCGGCUGCGUCCCAAUGAGAGGCUGGUGGCUCCGGGUGCCAUGGUCGAGUGGCACGAUGAGGUGGAGGCCAUCGGGAAUGACACCAAUGGUGGGAAUGGAAACCAAUCCAGCAUCCGGACAGAGAGGAUACUGAAGAGAGAACUUCUUAAAACUGACUGUACAUUUAUUGGUGACAUCACCGAUGUGCCUGGAGCUUCUGUCGCCAUUAACAACUGCGAUGGGCUGGCCGGGAUGAUUCGCACUGACUCUGAAGAGUACUUCAUUGAGCCACUGGAAAAGGGUACACAGGAGCACGAGGAACAUGGGAGGGUCCAUGUGGUUUACCGGAGAUCUGCUGUUCUGCGUGCUCCGUCGGACAUCUCUGUGGAUUAUCAGAUCAAUGAGCCUGAACUGGAUGCCCCAGGAGCACUGGAUGGCAUCGUGAAGCAGGUGAACCGCACAGUCCGAAAACGCAGGCAUUCGGGAGAUGAUGACUACAACAUCGAGGUGCUCCUAGGGGUGGAUGACUCUGUUGUGAGAUUUCAUGGGAAGGAGCAUGUUCAGAACUACCUGCUGACCCUCAUGAACAUUGUUAAUGAAAUAUACCAUGAUGACUCCUUAGGUGUUCAUAUAAAUGUUGUGCUUGUGCGAAUGAUCAUGCUGGGAUAUGCAAAGUCAAUCAGCCUUAUUGAAAGAGGAAACCCUUCAAGGAGCCUGGAGAACGUCUGCCGCUGGGCCUUUGUCCAACAGAAAGCUGACCCCGAACAUUCAGAGCACCAUGACCACGCUAUCUUUCUGACAAGGCAGGGCUUUGGUCCUACUGGGAUGCAAGGUUAUGCCCCAGUGACGGGAAUGUGCCAUCCUGUGCGGAGCUGCACUCUGAACCAUGAGGAUGGCUUCUCCUCUGCUUUUGUGGUGGCCCAUGAGACAGGCCACGUCCUGGGGAUGGAGCAUGACGGACAGGGAAACCGCUGUGGUGAUGAGACCACCAUGGGCAGUGUUAUGGCCCCCCUUGUGCAGGCAGCCUUUCAUCGCUACCACUGGUCCAUGUGCAGCGGACAGGAACUCAAGCGAUACAUAAACUCCUAUGAUUGUCUCUUAGAUGAUCCUUUCACGCACGACUGGCCCCAAAUUCCUGAACUUCCUGGAAUCAAUUAUUCAAUGGAUGAACAGUGUCGGUUUGAUUUUGGAGUAGGGUACAAAAUCUGCACAUCAUUCCGUACAUUUGACCCAUGCAAGCAGCUGUGGUGCAGCCACCCUGAUAACCCCUAUUUCUGCAAGACAAAGAAAGGGCCCCCUUUGGAUGGAACUGAGUGCGCGCCCGGGAAGUGGUGUUACAAAGGUCACUGCAUGUGGAAGAAUGCCAACCAGGUAAAGCAAGAUGGUUCUUGGGGAGCCUGGACCAAGUUUGGCUCUUGUUCUCGAAGCUGCGGAACUGGGAUUCGCUUCAGAACUCGGCAAUGCAACAACCCAGUGCCCUCUAACGGAGGUCAGGAUUGCUCAGGAGUGAAUUAUGAGUAUCAGCUGUGCAACACGGACGACUGCCCCAGGCAUUUUGAGGACUUCCGGGCGCAACAGUGCCAGCAGCGCAAUGCGAAUUUUGAGUUCCAGAACACCAAACACCACUGGUUGCCAUACGAGCACCCGGAUGCAAAUAAAAGAUGUCACUUAUACUGCCAGUCAAAAGAGACAGGGGAUGUAGCAUACAUGAAGCAGCUGUUGCAUGAUGGGACUCGCUGUUCUUACAAAGAUCCAUACAGCAUCUGUGUGCGGGGAGAGUGUGUGAAAGUGGGUUGUGACAGAGAGAUUGGUUCAAACAAAGUGGAGGACCGGUGUGGGGUAUGUGGAGGGGACAAUUCUCACUGCAGGACUGUCAAGGGGACCUUCACCCGUACUCCCAAGAAAGCUGGCUACCUUAAGAUGUUUCUCAUCCCACCUGGUGCUAGACAUGUGAUCAUUCAAGAACAUGAGGCUUCCCCUCACAUUCUUGCUGUCAAGAAUCAAGCAACUGGACAUUACAUUUUGAAUGGAAAGGGAGAAGAAGUGAAAUCAAGGAGCUUCAUUGAUCUGGGAGUGCAGUGGGAAUAUAUUACUGAGGAUGGUGUUGAAACUCUGAGCACAGAUGGACCGCUGCAUGACGCUGUGGUUGUUUUGGUAAUACCCCAGGACAAUGAGACAAGAUCUGCUCUCAUGUACAAGUACAUAAUACAUGAGGACUCUGUUCCGAUCAACAACAACAACGUCAUCCAAGAAGAUGUCUACGAAUGGGCUCUGAAGAGCUGGUCACAGUGCUCCAGACCUUGUGCUGGAGGGUUUCAGUUUACCAAGUAUGGAUGUCGCAAAAAAGGGGACAACAAGAUGGUACACCGAAGCUAUUGCGAUGUCAGUAAGAAACCAAAACCGAUCCGCAGAAUGUGUAACUUUCAAGACUGCGCACAGCCACAGUGGAUAGCCGAGGAGUGGGAGCACUGCACCAAGACCUGCGGCAGCGUGGGCUACCAGAUUCGCACAGUGCGCUGCAUGCAGCUGCUCCAUGAGGGCACCAACCGCUCGGUCCACAGCAAGUACUGUAGUGGGGUGAAGCCUGAGAGCCGCAGGCCCUGCAACAGGCUUCCUUGUCCUGCUCAGUGGAGGACUGGACCCUGGUCAGAGUGCUCAGUGACUUGCGGGGAAGGUGUGGAGCGCCGCUCGGUGACCUGCAAGAUUGGAGACCAGUGCAGCGGGGAGAGACCAGAAGCCACCAGGCCAUGCAAACCUGGGCCUUGCCAUGAUGAACCAUGCACAGGAGAUAAGUCCAUAUUUUGUGAAAUGGAGGUUCUAGCCCGAUACUGCUCCAUCCCAGGCUACAACAAAUUGUGCUGUGAGUCCUGCAGCAAACGGAGCAGCACUCUUACCCCAUACCACCCUGAAACUUCAGAGGUUGUGGAAGAGGUCCGAUUUGGCACCGCCCACACUUCAUCGUCUACCAUGGGGCUUAAUGGCACUGGCAGUCUUUCGGAAAGACACCAGAGAGUCAACCCUAAAACAGCCAGGACAAUUGGGAGCACUGUAAAAAAUAUUGCCCCUGCAAGUUCUACCCCUAGGAAAGCUACCAGCAUGAUGAACAAGACGCAGAGACGGACCCCGCCACUGACUGCUGUAGGAGGCAGGAAUCUGCCUGUGAUGGUGAACCAUGACAUGUCCUCCCUGAAUCAUAGCAGCACAGCAGCCCAUGCAUCCCCAGUGGCCUUGCUGUGGAGGGACGACAUGUCCACAGAGAAUCAGUGGCCACCUUCAUCUCCCAAGGUGGAAAGAUGAAUGGAAUCUUAUGGUCUCACCUGAACUCUGUCAAUGUAGAUAUCUGGCAACAUCCUGCGUCUUUUCCAUUUCAGCACCAUUGUGAGAGAAAGAGAAAGAGAAAAGUGCUGGUUCACUUUCACAAAGAUGAUUCCUGCUUUACUGCUCGAUACGCCUCGCAAAGAGGAAAUGUACCAAAGAUUCCUGGAAGAAUAGUCAGACUGUCCCUUUCAAUAGCUCUGGUUGCUGUGGUUUGCACAUCCGCUGAAGCUAUGAGAUGUCACAACAGCACUCACUACGAAAUGGUUCUAGUUGUAUAGAAUUACAGAAUCCAGCUAUUUUCACUGACUGGUUCCCUUCUGUUUGUCUGACAAAUGAAUAUUUAUAUGCGGUCCUGUACAUAAUGUAUAUGGGAAAUAUCAGUAUUAUUUUAAAAAAAGGCAAACUGAUAAUUUUAUAUAUGUUAAAGGACAUCAUUUGGUGCCUACGGUACAACAUAGCUUUACAUACACAGAUAAGCAUUGCAAACCUGUAUCAGUAGGAUUGUGUGUGUGUGUGUGUGUGUGUGUGUGUGUGUGUGUGUGUGUGUUUACGAUCGUGUUUCCUAUUGAUAUAAAAGAUACAAUGUACGCUUUGUAAAGUACUUCAUUUACAGAGUUUACAUUAUUGCAGCUAAUGCACAAUACCACUUAUCAAGAGUUUGGAUGGCCCUAGAUAAAGACAGAUUCCGUAUAAAGGUAAAAAUGUGAGGAUGUAAUAAGCUCAGUGUUUGUGAAAACUGGUUUUAACUGGUGCUGUUGGUAAAUUUACUUUGUCAAACAUGCAUUUUUAUUCUUACAUCGAAUCUGUUUUACUUUACUGUUAUAUUAGUACAAUUUAUGCUGUCAACAAGUACUGUAUUCACAUAUAACCAAGAGCUAAACUAAAAAAAAAAGGGAAGAAUUUUUAAGACAUACAUUUCUUUUACAACAAAAUUAUUG